Messenger RNA from Colletotrichum truncatum, 210 nucleotides. RefSeq lists its product as uncharacterized. The record is from RefSeq and is a predicted model, not a curated record. Lineage: Eukaryota; Fungi; Ascomycota; Sordariomycetes; Glomerellales; Glomerellaceae.
AUGGUUCGCGGGAAGCUGGUUGAUGGUGUGCUGCAGCCCUACGGUGUGCGGAUCAUGACAACGUAUGGGACAGACACGAGCAAGGGAACUGAACACUUGGGACAAGUUGGACGAAUAAGAUGGCUGCGGCUGCGUAUGCAGGCUGGCCGCCCCGAGACGAUCAAAUAUAUGCCUCCCUUUGGUUUAGGGUCGGAGGCAGGGUGCGGGUAG